This is a messenger RNA of Ogataea philodendri, 1029 nucleotides long. RefSeq lists its product as uncharacterized. Bases 1 to 1029 code for a protein of 342 amino acids. The transcript has a single exon. The record is from RefSeq and is a predicted model, not a curated record. Lineage: Eukaryota; Fungi; Ascomycota; Pichiomycetes; Pichiales; Pichiaceae.
AUGGACCCUUUGCCGCAAUAUUCGAGCCUCCAGGCGGCAACCGCCCAGCUUCCUCCAACAUAUACCCCCUCGAUCGAGCACAUCUCGUUGAACUUCCUCUACCACGAGUCCUCUACACGGCCUGCACGCAGGAGAAAUGGCUUUGAGCCGGUGUUGUUUGAAAUUAACUCCACCCAGGUCAACAUAUACGAGAUAAAGCCGUACGCACGCAAGUUUGCCAAGUUCUACUUCCACAACCUUCGGCCUGAGUACAUCGACCCAGAGCUGAAUAUCAAGUCUGGACGUAUAACCUGUUACCAGUUCGAGGACUGGAUGAAGGCCAACGAAAGAGCUCAGCACAACUGGGCAACGAGACUCACAAAGAGUCUUCUGCACAUGAAAGAGGACGACGGUAAGUGUCUGAGCAAGGCCAAGCUUGCUUCGCACAACUGUACCAUGGUGCACGAACUGCUGUUGUAUCGGCCAGACUUGCGCAAAGUGACUACUGCGGAGUCGCACGAUAUGGACGAGUCUUUGAACCGCAUCAAGGGAUCGCGGAUCCACUCGUUUUCGCUGCAGGAGCUGGUCAACUUUGGCAACGCGGCAGACUUCCCAUACAAGCCGUUCACGCUGCGGAUCCAGUUUCCCCAGGACCAGUUCUUGAUCACCUCGUACAACUCCGGGGUGUUUGUGGAGCUGUACUACAAGCUCAACAUUGCCCGAGAACUGUCCCUGGACCUGGAUCUGCGCACAGAGAUGCCGCUGGACCACUCGGUUCCGCGCAGAAGACGGAACCGGUCGCACAGGUCUGCAACCGUGAGCACCGGUUUCUCCUCCACUAUCAGCGUCGACAGCAUGGAGGGCGACGAUGUGUCUUUGUUUUCGCAGCCGUUACAGUUGGAGUCUACGGGGGCGUCCGACUGGGAAGACGAGCGCGUGGUGAGUGCCAAGAAGCAGGCGACCAGCCAAUCGUUGCGCAAAGAUGUUGAACAGUAUAAAGAGCUGGUGUACACGAUUCGGUGCAUGCGGGGGCUUCGGAGCGCUCACUGA